UACCCCCCAUCAAUGACAGUCUUGUACCUCAGUUGCAGGAGGGGUCAGUGCAGGAGUUUGGAAGAAGCUUAACCUGUAGCAGAACCACUUGGAUAGCUGAAUGUCACAGCUUGUUGCUGGGGUGAGGUGUCACCUUCCCUGAUGUUUUUCUCUCCCCUUGCAGGAGAGUACUGCGAGGUGAAUGCGCGCUCGGGCCGCUGUGCUCCAGGGGUGUGUAAGAAUGGAGGAACCUGCGUGAACCUGCUGAUUGGGGGCUUCAAGUGUGAGUGCCCCCCCGGCGAGUACGAGCGGCCCUACUGCGAGAUGACCACCAGGAGCUUCCCCCCCCAGUCUUUCAUCACCUUCAAGGGGCUGCGGCAGCGCUUCCACUUCACCGUCUCCCUCAUGUUUGCAACCAGGGAGAGGAAUGCUCUCCUCCUCUACAAUGGGCGUUUCAAUGAGAAGCACGACUUCAUUGCCUUGGAGAUUAUUGAGGAGCAGAUCCAGCUCACCUUCUCUGCGGGGGAGACAACCACUACAGUGGCACCGCUCAUUCCGGGAGGGGUCAGCGAUGGGCAGUGGCACUCGGUUCAGGUGCAGUACUACAAUAAGCCAAACAUUGGCCGAUUAGGAAUUCCCCAUGGGCCUUCUGGAGAGAAAGUGGCUGUGGUGACUGUGGACGACUGUGACACAGCAGUGGCUGUGCGCUUUGGGAGCCUCAUUGGAAACUACACCUGUGCUGCCCAGGGGACUCAGACUGGCUCAAAGAAAUCUUUGGACCUAACUGGUCCUCUCCUUCUUGGUGGUGUCCCAAACUUGCCUGAAGAUUUCCCAGUGCACAACAGGCAGUUUAUUGGCUGCAUGAGGAACCUCUCCAUUGACAGCAAGCCCAUCGACAUGGCCAGUUUCAUUGCCAAUAACGGCACUCUGCCAGGCUGUGCAGCACAGAGGAACUAUUGUGAAACCAACUGGUGCCAGAACGGAGGCACGUGCAUCAACAAGUGGAACACGUACAUCUGCGAGUGCCCCGUACGCUAUGGAGGGAAAAACUGUGAGCAAGCAAUGCCUUCUCCUCAGCGUUUCAGUGGUGAAAGCAUUAUCAUUUGGAGUGACCUUGAUAUUACCAUCUCUGUGCCGUGGUACAUUGGGCUGAUGUUUAGAACUCGGAAAGUCAAUGGCAUGCUAAUGCAAGCCAAUGCUGGGGCUGCAUCCAAGAUCAACAUUCAGAUACUGAACAACUACGUGCAGUUUGAAGUGUACAGUGGCCUGAGUCAGGUUGCUAGUUUAACAAUGAGCCAGUCACGAGUCAGUGAUGGGGAAUGGCAUCAUUUAUUAAUAGAGCUGAAGAGUGCUAAAGAUGGUAAAGAUCUCAAGUACCUCGCUGUCAUGUCCUUGGACUACGGGAUGUACCAGAGCACUGUGCAGAUUGGAAAUCAACUACCUGGACUGAAAAUGAAAAGCAUCAUUGUGGGAGGUGUGUCUGGAGACCAAGUCUCUGUUCAGCAGGGAUUUUAUGGAUGUAUGCAGGGAGUAAGAAUGGGAGAGACAUCUACAAAUAUAGCGACACUCAACAUGAAACAGGCUACCAAGAUCAAUGUGAAGGAGGGUUGCGAAGUGGAUAACCCUUGUGAUUCCAACCCGUGUCCCCAGCACAGCUACUGCAGUGAUGACUGGGACAGCUACUCCUGUGUCUGUGACCCAGGGUACUUUGGGAGAGACUGUGUUGAUGUAUGUAACUUGAACCCAUGUGAGCAUGUCUCCACAUGUGUGCACAAACCCAGCUCAUCCCAUGGCUACACCUGUGAAUGUGGACAAAGCUACUAUGGACAGUACUGCGAAAGCAAGAUUGACCUACCUUGUCCCAGAGGUUGGUGGGGAAAUCCCAUCUGUGGUCCAUGUAAUUGUGAGACCAGUAAAGGGUUUGAUUCUGAUUGCAAUAAGACUAAUGGAGAAUGCCACUGCAAGGCAAAUUACUACAGGCCCCAGAACAGCGACACCUGCUACCCCUGUGACUGCUUCCCAUCUGGCUCCCACACACGCACCUGUGACAUGGAGACGGGACAGUGUCCUUGCAAACCUGGUGUCAUAGGGCGUCAGUGCAACCGCUGCGACAACCCCUUUGCAGAAGUCACUGUGAGGGGCUGUGAAGUAAUUUAUAAUGGCUGUCCCAAAGCUUUCGAGGCUGGUAUUUGGUGGCCACAGACCAAGUUUGGCCAGCCAGCUGCUGUGCCAUGUCCUAAAGGAUCAGUGGGAAACGCCGUUCGCCAUUGUAACAUUGAGAAGGGCUGGUUGCCUCCUGAGCUUUUCAACUGCACCACCAACACUUUUGUGGAUCUAAAAGUCAUGAAUGAGAAGUUACACCGCAAUGAGACCAAGUUGGAUGGGGACAAAACCAUACGGAUCGCGAGAGCGCUGCACAAUGCCACCAAAUACACACACAGCUUGUAUGGCAACGAUGUGAGGACAGCUUACCAGAUGAUGAUCCGAGUACUCCAGUAUGAGAGCCAGCAGCAAGGGUUUGACUUGGCAGCCACAAGAGAUGUGGAAUUCAAUGAGAAUAUUAUCAAAGUGGGCAGUGCUUUACUGGACCGCAGCAACAAGGAGCACUGGGAGCAAAUUCAGCGAACGGAGGGUGGCACCGCUCAUCUGCUCAGGCACUAUGAGGAAUAUUUCAACAACGUGGCCCAGAACAUGAAGAAAACCUACCUGAGACCUUUUGUAAUUGUUGCCACUAAUAUGAUUAUUGCUGUUGACAUCUUUGACAAGUCUAAUUUCACGGGAGCUAGAAUACCACGAUUUCAUGAGAUUAAAGAAGAUUACCCAAAAGAUCUGGAGUCAUCUGUUGUCUUCCCUGAUACUUUGUUCAGACCUUCAGACAGGAAAGCAGUGCCUACAAUGAAGCCUUCAAAUCAAAAAAUAUCCUCUAAGUUGAACAGUGGUGUGUUCAGCCCUGAAAGUGCUUUUGCAAAGAGAAAGAAGCGACACCCAGAGGACUCAACACAUCAUACUGUUGCCAUGGUCAUUAUAUACCGAUCCCUGGGGCACCUCCUGCCUGAAAACUAUGAUCCUGACCGAAGGAGCUUGAGAUUGCCAAAUCGCCCAAUUAUUAACACACCUGUGGUGAGCACAGCCAUUCACAGUGAUGGGGAGUUUCCUCCCAAUCUGGUGGAAAAGCCCAUCAUAGUGGAGUACACCAUGCUGGAAACGGAGGAGAGAACGAAGCCUGUCUGUGUCUUCUGGAAUCAUUCCAUCAUGAUUGGCGGGACAGGUGCCUGGUCCUCCAGAGGAUGUGAGCUGUUUUCCAGAAACCAGAGCCAUAUCGCUUGCCAGUGCAACCAUAUAACCAGCUUUGCAGUCCUGAUGGACAUAUCAAAACGAGAGAAUGGAGAGGUGCUUCCUCUGAAGAUCGUCACUUACACAACCGUAUCCAUCUCGCUGGCGGCUUUGCUGAUCACCUUCAUUCUGCUGGUCCUGAUUCGCACACUACGUUCCAACUUGCACAGUAUCCACAAAAACCUGGUGGCUGCCCUUUUCUUCUCCGAGCUUGUCUUUCUUAUUGGUAUCAACCAGACCGAGAACCCGUUUGUGUGUACCGUGAUUGCCAUCCUCCUGCACUAUUUCUACAUGAGCACCUUCGCGUGGAUGUUUGUGGAGCAGCUCCACAUCUACCGGAUGCUGACUGAAGUGAGGAACAUCAACUUUGGGCACAUGCGGUUCUACUAUGUCGUCGGCUGGGGCAUUCCUGCCAUCAUAACAGGGCUUGCUGUUGGUCUGGAUCCACAAGGCUAUGGGAACCCUGAUUUCUGCUGGUUGUCUGUUCAUGACACCCUUAUCUGGAGUUUCGCUGGGCCCAUCAUAAUGGUUGUCAUUAUAAACACUGUCAUCUUUAUACUGGCAGUGAAAGCAUCAUGCAGACGAAGACAACGUUCAUUUGAAAAAACUGGAGUUGUCUCUGUGCUGCGAACAGCAUUCCUGCUCCUGCUGCUUAUCAGUGCCACGUGGCUGCUGGGGCUGAUGGCGGUCAACAGCGACGUCAUGACAUUUCACUAUCUCUUUGCCAUUUUCAGCUGCCUGCAGGGGCUGUUCAUUUUCUUCUUCCACUGUGUAUUUAACAAAGAAGUCAGAAAGCACUUGAAGAACACUUUAACUGGAAAGAAACCUCUUCCAGAUGAUUCCACUGCAACAAGAGCUACAUUAUUAACUCGAUCUCUAAACUGUAACAACACGUAUAUAGAAGAGCCAAAUAUGUAUCGCACAACUAUUGGGGAAUCCACUGUCUCCCUAGAAAGCACCGUCAGGUCAGCCAAGAGCCACAAUAGCUACCUUGCUUAUAUUCUCAGGGAUGAGGCUGCUCAUAAACUCAGUGGAUCCUCAAGUCAAGCAAGGGCUGGCCAGACUGAAGCAGAUUCCUCUAUUUUUCAUAGGAAUCCAUCAAAAUCCAAUGACCACGAUUCAGACUCUGACAGUGAACUCUCCCUCGAUGAACACAGCAGCUCUUAUGCCUCCUCCCAUUCAUCAGACAGUGAGGAAGAUGGACUUGAGGCAGAGAAAAAGUGGAACACAUCUACUUCCAAAAAUAAUGAACGUGGCCCACUCCACAGCACACCCAAAGUUGAUACCCUUCCCAAUCAUGUGAAACCCUAUUGGCCCACAGAGUGUGUAACAGCCAGCGACGGCGAGGACCCCGGCGGGAAGCCAAAACUCAAAGUAGAGACCAAGGUCAACGUAGAGCUUCACAGGGAAAACCAGGUGAACCAUAACAACGAAGCACCACAGGACAAGGAGAACGAAGGGCAGCAGAAGGAGAACAGACCUCUGUCCCACCAGAAUAACCAGCAGCCAGAGCAGAGGAAAGGCAUCUUGAAAAAUAAAGUUACAUACCCUCCCCCACUGGUGGAUAAGAAUAUGAAGAAUCGUUUGCGGGAAAAGCUGUCGGAUUACAAUCAGACCACGAUCUCAUCCAGGACUACUUCCCUGGGGACAAAUGAUGGGGUCCGCUCUCCUUCAGACUCAGGGGUGACAGUAAAAAGUGCUUGGAGGGAGCAGUCUCGAGACCAGCUCAAUGGUAUGGCCAUGAACCUCCACGUGGGAACAGGACAUGCUGACACCUCAGACUCAGAAGGCAGUAAUGAAACUUCAAUUUGAACCAUCAGGAAACUGUGAUCACCUCUGCGUGGCUCUGGACUCCACACUGCAGGGUCGCCGCCUGCCUGCCACGGAUUUCAUCAGAGUGGCCGUGUGCUGAGGAGGGUGAGGUGGGCACUGAUUCCCACACGGUUUCACGUGAUGGCACACUCCUGACCGCUCACAGUGGGGACACAGUGCCCGGAUGCACUUGCAGUAAGAUUGCUGUGUGGUGCGCUCCUCACGGCAUGAACCCGUGCUGAAAACACAUGGAAAUGGCCACAGGGAUGCACUGUGAUGGACGGAUACCUGUUCGUAGUGCAGACAGUGCUGCAAGGGUUGCUUAUUACAAGGGAAAAACAAGGAAAAACUUGUUAUUACCAUAGUGGACCUACAAAUAAGUCAACCCGUCAGCCUGGAGACAAGCUCUAGAUGUCUCUGGUGGAGUUUUGAUGGCUGCAGUGUGAACCCUUCAGCUUGCUGGGCUCUAGGGAGGAAUAUCCUAACAAGUGUCCUUUGGUUUCUAUGCCAGCAUCUCUGUCCACCCCCCUAUGGACACAUCGUCUUAAGAAAAAAAAUCUUUUAUAUAUAUAUAAAAAGUGUAGAUACUUUUAUAUAUUUUGUAUGGUGUUGCUAAAGAAAAAGUUCCUUUGUAUAUUUUACAUUUAUACUUAUCUUCUUAAUUUGAUAACAGGAAAUCAAUUAAAAAGAGGAUUUGAUAUUUUUUAUAUGAACAUUGCACAAUUUUACUUGAAUUUGGCGUUUGGUAAAGUAACUGAGGGUUGCAUGAAAGCCACCUUCAGACACAAUGCAAUUUUUCAGAGUAAAGUAAUGCAGUGAAGAUUACAUCAAAAUCCAUGGCUGUAAUUUAUAGGUUUUGUUGACAGAUUUUGGAACACUUUAAGGGCACAGUAUGUUUCUUUCAUAACUUCUUUUAAAACCCACAAAAUUUUGUUUUUUUCAUUUUUUGGUGUUUUGACCCCCUUCUCUGAAGUGCAUUGAAAUGUUCAGGAACUGAACUUCAGGACUAAAAAGAAGUCAUAACUUUGUGUAAGAUUUCAACGCAGUCUUGUCUGGAAGAAGUCAAAUCAGUAUUUCUCUUACCAAGAACAAGAAAAUAAGUAAUAUGAUUGUAUGAUAGGUUUUGACUUUGGUCUGGCUCUGAAACAAACCAGCACUCUGUGUGUCCUAAGGAGAGGGCCCUCCUCCCAAGGGGAAAGUUCUGCCUCAGGUGCAGUAUUUUAUUUUACUGUAUUUUAAUCUUUUUCCCACUGGGUUCAGCACAUUGCUAAUCAAUGCAGAAAUACAAGUCUUUAAGACGUCCAGGUUUCACUGCCCAGCUCUUUGACAAAGCCCUAGCCUUCUGAUGUUUCAAAAAGCACAUGGAAGGCUUAAGGUUUCAUAUUUCUCACAAAAUGUGCUGGUUUCACAAGUAUAGGAAGUGAAAUGGGACCUAUCUGCUGUCUUCACCUUCCUGUGAUGUGUACAAUUAAAGGAAGAUCAAGAUGUGAAAAAGUUUGCAUCCAGCUGGCACAGAGCUCAGCCAGUGACUCCCCGUGGUGGGAAUAUGUGACUCCAAGGAUGGCAGUGGUGUGGCUGUGACCUGCUCUCUGACAACAAGGCUUUCAGAAGCUCCUUGCUUGCUGUAGCAGCCCUUUUGGGAAAAUAGUGGCUAUUGUUUGUGCAAAUGUGUGUGAAAAGGGAAAAAAACAGAAAAUCAGGCUAAAUAAAAUGCAAGAGUUGAGGGAAAGAUGAAAAACUGUAUGCUGUAAUCUUGAUUUCAUUAUAUUCCUAUGCAUUUUCAGAAGUAUCAAGGAGACCUUUGGAAGGGGAGAGGGAGGAAGGAUGCUGUUCCUUUCAAAAUUAUGCAACAUAUUGUGUGACAUGUUCUGACAGAAAAAAAAUUUGAAUGUUUUAAAUGUGCACACUUGGCUGUGUACUCAGGCAUUGUGUAUAACCCAUGCUAGUUCUUUUCACAUCUGUGUAUGUAUAUUUUGUCCCAGUGAGAUGUAGGUAGUUUUUAUUGUUGCAGAAUUGUUGCAGUAAAUGAGGGUAAGUUGUAUUAAUGACAAAAAAAUUAAAACCUAUUUUUAUGACUUUUUAAAAGCUUUAUGGCAGAUUAGACACUGGAGGUUGUUGUUUUGUUGUUUUUUUUUUUUUUUUUAACAAAUGUAUAUUUAUUAAUGUGCAGAACACUGGAAUUGCAGCACAGAUGAAAGGAGAAUUUACAAUAAAUUAAGAAUUUUUUU
This is a messenger RNA of Empidonax traillii (willow flycatcher), 7352 nucleotides long. RefSeq names its product cadherin EGF LAG seven-pass G-type receptor 1-like. Gene Ontology annotation, biological process: G protein-coupled receptor signaling pathway; cell-cell adhesion; cell surface receptor signaling pathway. The coding region runs from base 142 to 5124 and encodes 1660 amino acids. The transcript has 33 exons. Lineage: Eukaryota; Metazoa; Chordata; Aves; Passeriformes; Tyrannidae. The record is from RefSeq and is a predicted model, not a curated record. Gene Ontology annotation, molecular function: G protein-coupled receptor activity; calcium ion binding. Gene Ontology annotation, cellular component: membrane.